AUGAAUGAUGACGCCGAAUCUUCGACAAGGGUCGCGAACGCACCGAAGUCUUCGUGUCGUCAGCCGAACGACAAACCCACGAUGCUUCCAGGGGAUCUUCAAUAUAAACUCCCGCCAGUAGUCAAAAGUAUUACAAACGGUUACACAACAACACUGGCAAGUGGAGAAGUAGUCUCAAGCAUCAUCGCGGGUGUAGAGGCUCAGCUAAUCGGGUUCUACAACGGAGAUAGCAAGCUCUCUGCCAACCCGAACGCAAAGGCCGCUGUCAUGAUUAUGACGUAUAUUGCCUUCCUGUGCAGCAUCAGCGCAACGAUAGAUUCGUUAUUGCUCACAGACGACUUGGCGGAGCUUGCAUCGCGCUCAACACGAGCUCGGCCCGAUGAAGUCGACCUGACAACGACAGUGGAGUCACAGGCGCUGAAGAAGUUUGGCACCAGGGCGGGUUUCAGUUUCAUCAUGAAGCACUGGAUCACGUCGUUAUCUGCCGCUUGCCUUUGCACCAUUGCGUCGGCUGUGGUCCAUGCUGUUAUACAGGGGUCACUCGCCACCACGGUCACAGUCCCCAUCAUAGCCGCGUUCUCAGCAUUACCCUUCUUCUGGCCUAUCCUGGCCGUACCUGGCAAGGAUUUUCUAUUCAAAAGGGUUACCGCUGCUGCGACGCACGCUAGUACGUCGGGACAGGCAUGA
This is a messenger RNA of Peniophora sp. CBMAI 1063, 687 nucleotides long. Lineage: Eukaryota; Fungi; Basidiomycota; Agaricomycetes; Russulales; Peniophoraceae. The record is from the annotation of a GenBank genome assembly.